Messenger RNA from Lymnaea stagnalis (great pond snail), 9625 nucleotides. The record is from the annotation of a GenBank genome assembly. NCBI's taxonomy places the organism in Eukaryota, Metazoa, Mollusca, Gastropoda, Lymnaeidae.
CUAAUCUAAAUAAAUUUGAUGAAUGACAGCUCAUUAGUUUAGCUUUGAAAUCACAAUCGCAGACGAGGUGGGGCCAAUGUUCUGUAAGAAAUUGUGAUGUCAACCUCGCGCUUGAUUUAACGCUAGUGGAAUAGUGACCCAGUUUCGGCGAAUCCACGCAAUGUCAACAGCAGGACGACUACGAUAUCACAACACACCUAUUUUCGUCAUCAUUCAUUGGCCAACACAGGUAUACGACUGAACGAGCAGACCAACUGAAGUCUCCCAAGACAGAACAUUGGAGGGUGGGGGCUUUUCAUUUCGCAUUUUCGGAUCGUUCAUUUUUCAAGUAGACAAGAAAAUAUCUUUAGAAUUCCGUAACCCAUGAAGUAGGCCUAGUAGUAGUUUUUGUCAAAAUGGACUGACACAUCUUGUCUACUAGUCGGAGUUUUAUGUUUCACUUGUCAAUGAAUUAGAAUUAGUGACUUGGAUAGGGUACGGCAACUGCAGUGUUUGAUUUCCGCAUUGUAAACAUUCGCGACCCGGCCAGGAAGAUGAAUUUGCUUGAAUAUUUGGCUGAUCCUGCACACGUAGCGAGGAUACAGAAGUUGUGCGGAGUCGAAGUGGAGAAACCUGUGACGUGCGAUCAACAAACACAAACUCGGAAAAACUUUUCAUCAGAUUCGUCAGACGACAGCAACUGUGAGCAGGAGGAACAUCACAAUUUGGCGGCACGACCGCCCUGUUUGACGGGAAAAAACACAUCAUUUAACCAAGUAAUUUCUACGCCCAACGGUCGAGUUACAGGAGACGCUGGGCUUGAGGCACAUGUGGACCAACUACCCCAAGAAGACAACCACGAUAUCAAGGCAAAUGACCAUAUCACGGCAAAUGACCGGGUCAGGCAGAGAAUCAAUAAUAAUGAUACUGAGGAAAAUAAGAAUAUCAGCCAAACGAAAAUAAGGGCCAAGAAUGCUUUUCAUGUCAUAGAGCCGUCCAGCAGAGUCCACAGCAAAGGAAGCAUCUUCGAAUGUAACGGUCACUCAACAAGCAAUGCUCUCAAUGGCUGUGUCUCUAAGGAUGAUAGUUCCAGCCAAGUCCCACCAGCCAAUCCUGUUGUACAUAUCAAGUACAAGUCAUUGCUGUACCUGGCACAUUUUGGGGCUUUCCUGGGAAAUGAAGGAUUCUACCUGACAUUUUUUCCAUUUUGCUUAUGGAAUUUGGAUGGGCUCAUUACUAGACAGGUAAGUGCAGUUUAUGGACUGUGACAUUACACUAGGUUUCAGGGCUUAUAACAAAAACUCUCUUGUGUUAUAACAGUGGUCUCUAAACUUUUAAUGUGAGGACCCCAUUCAAUAAUUUAGGUUUAAAAAAACAUUCAUGUUUGAAUAUGGUUAAAGGGAAAUAUUCAUUAAAAGCCUAAUGAGUUAUAACAUUGUCAUGGAUAUGCCUUAUGAUACUAGGGUGCUAUAACAUUGUCAUGGAUAUGCCUUAUGAUACUAGGGUGCUAUAACAUUGUCAUGGAUAUGCCUUAUGAUACUAGGGGGCUAUAACAUUGUCAUGGAUAUGCCUUAUGAUACUAGGGGGCUAUAACAUUGUCAUGGAUAUGCCUUAUGAUACUAGGGUGCUAUAACAUUGUCAUGGAUGGAUAUGCCUUAUGAUACUAGGGUGCUAUAACAUUGUCAUGGAUUUGCCUUAUGAUACUAGGGUGCUAUAACAUUGUCAUGGAUAUGCCUUAUGAUACUAGGGUGCUAUAACAUUGUCAUGGAUUUGCCUUAUGAUACUAGGGUGAAUUUAUCUAUGUGUGCCUAAUUAAAUGCAGAGUAAAGCUAAUACAGGGGUUAAUCCAGAAGCAAAAGAAAAGUUAUUUGGUGUAGGAGGGGGGGGGGGUGACAGAUCAAAACCUAUUAUUAGAUUAUCUUGAUCAGACGGUUUUUUUUCAGCUGUUCAACUAUCCUUUCAUCUGUUUAGUGCUAUCAUUUCAUCUGUUUAGUGCUAUGAUUUCAUCUGUUUAGUGCUAUCCUUUCAUCUGCCUAGUGAUAUCCUUUCAUCUGCUUAGUGCUAUCCUUUCAUCUGUUUAGUGCUAUCCUUUCAUCUGUUUAGCACUAUCCUUUCAUCUGUUUACCACUAUCCUUUCAUCUGUUUACCACUAUCCUUUCAUCUGUUUAGCACUAUCCUUUUAUCUGUUUAGCGCUAUCAUUUCAUCUGUUUAGCACUAUCCUUUCAUCUGUUUAGCACCAUCCUUUCAUCUGUUUAGCACUAUCCUUUCAUCUGUUUAGCACUAUCAUUUCAUCUGUUUAGCACUAUCCUUUCAUCUGUUUAGCACUAUCCUUUCAUCUGUUUAGCACUAUCCUUUCAUCUGUUUAGCACUAUCCUUUCAUCUGUUUACCACUAUCCUUUCAUCUGUUUAGCACUAUCCUUUUAUCUGUUUAGCGCUAUCAUUUCAUCUGUUUAGCACUAUCCUUUCAUCUGUUUAGCACCAUCCUUUCAUCUGUUUAGCACUAUCCUUUCAUCUGUUUAGCACUAUCAUUUCAUCUGUUUAGCACUAUCCUUUCAUCUGUUUAGCACUAUCCUUUCAUCUGUUUAGCACUAUCCUUUCAUCUGUUUAGCACUAUCCUUUCAUCUGUUUAGCACUAUCCUUUCAUCUGUAUAGCACUAUCCUUUCAUCUGUUUAGCACUAUCAUUUCAUCUGUUUAGUACUAUCCUUUUAUCUGUUAAGCGCUAUCCUUUCAUCUGUUUAGUGCCACCAUGUCAUGUUAAAAUAUUUCUAGGUCCUGAAAGAUUUAAAUGAAGACCACAGGAACAAUGCUACAACAAAUGAUUUAAGCUAUUGUUGUACAAUAAUAAUAAUCAACAAUCCUAACAAUAGCUUAAAUUAUAUCAACAGUCCUAACAAUAGUUAGCUUAAAUCAUAUCAACAAUCCUAACAAUAGAUUAAAUCUUAUCAACACUCCUAACAAUGGCAUAAAUUAUAUAAAAAAUCCUAACAAUAGCUUAAAUCAUAUCAGCCAAUUAAAAUAAACAUUAAAACAUUGCAUUUUUAGUUUUGCUUUACUGAGUACUUGGAGUAAUUAAUUCUGAUAAAUCUGCUCGAUUUGGUCAUGUUUUUUAAGCUGAGUGAGAACACUGAUCCGGCCCCUUGUUUUAAAAAAUUUGAAGACCCCUGCUCUAGCCAUUGUUUUAGCUCUUCUGUAGUUAAACGUUAGUCAGUUUCAAUCUCUUCUCAGCCUUUGUGUCUAAGAUUUAACCAAAUAUUCAAAUAGGAUCAAGCUUACCAUGUUAUAUACCCUCAAGGUAAAUUCGUAGUUGCCUUUUUGGCAAGAGGCAAGUGCACAAAAAUUAGGCAUCAUUUCAGUUACCUGGUGAGUGGUGUGAAAUCAAAUGUCUGAAUGCUCAAAUAGUAAAUAUGUUACAGUUGUUACCCCUCUAUUUGACCGAAUCAGUAAAUUGAUUCAAAAUUGUUUUAGCUGAGUUAAUGUAGGCCUACAGUCAACAGCAACCUAUGAGCAGAGAAAAGUGAUGUGGCACUAGAUAGAGCCCUACAUAGUGAGAAUCUUGCUGUUUAUGACUCAAGAGAAUAUUGUAAAUGGGGAAACUAAAACCUUAUCUCCAUAUUGUUUAAGUGUAUAGGAAUGUUUGUGUCAUGGUACACUGGCUUCAGGCUGAAACAUUCAGAUCAUUCAGGUCUUGAGUUAUUUACUUAACCCACACUGUCAGCUUUUGAGUGUAACAAUGUCACAGUUCAUAUUUACCUAUCUGGAUCUGCUCUAAUUAUCACAGUAAGCAGUCCCUGGCAUGUUAUCUCUGACAACAUAGCCACACAGAAAUUAAAUUUUCCAUUCACUUGGGAAGAGUUUGGCCUUAAGGUGUAUGGCUAAAAUCUUUACGCUUGAAAAAAUUUAAAAACCUGUUUUACUGUGUGGGCAUACAAAACUCUCCACCUGAAUGCCCUUAAGGCUAAGUGUGUGAACAAAUUCUGCUCUAUUGGAAAAAAAGAAAAAUUUAUUUUACAAUAUUUUUUAAAAAUUUUAUUGAAGUAGUUUUGAAAUGAAUUAAAUGUUCUUGUAACAAAUCAGGUGGCCAUGUUGUGGUGUGUAGUGAUGUACCUAGGGCAAGCUACAAAAGACUACCUGUGUUGGCCACGCCCCCCAUGCCCACCUGUAGUACGUCUUGAAACACAUUAUAUCCAGGAGUACUCGAUGCCAUCUACUCAUGCCAUGGCAGGCACAGCUAUACCUCUCUAUCUGGCUUUUAUGGUUGUGGAAAGAUAUCAGGUAAAGUGAACAGUCCUAUCUUAGGAUUAUCCUACCAAGUCAUUCUAUUACUUUUUCUUGUCUUGCACCUCUCUAUACCCCAUACUACCUAUAAGUAUAAACUGUCUAUACCCCCUACUGUCUAUAAGUAUAAACUCUAUAUCCCCAUGAAGUUCUGUAUCUGUUUUUGUAAACACAAACAUUAAAAUUAGAAAAAGAUAGAUGGCUUUUUUGUGUGACUGACUGUGUCAGAGAUUGUGAAUUUAACACAUUUUCCAGACAAACUGUUUUUUCAAAUGAUACUUAUUAGCAAAGACUUAGAUAGGGCCUUCAAGUGAAGCCUACUUAUUAGCAAAGACUUAGAUAGGGCCUUCAAGAGAAGCCUACUUAUUAGCAAAGACUUAGAUAUGGCCUUCAAGAGAAGCCUACUUAUUAGCAAAGACUUAGAUAGGGCCUUCAAGAGAAGCCUACUUAUUAGCAAAGACUUAGAUAUGGCCUUCAAGAGAAGCCUUAAACAUCCUCCUUUUCAACAUAUACUAUUCAAACUCUGAAAAGGUGGGUUGGACAUAAAAAAUUGCACAGAUGAGUUAAGACCUGGUCCUAUUGCCAUUCUGACUCUGAUAGUUUGAACAACUUUCAUCAAGUGCUAGUUUCAAAUUUUACUUUUAAAAGACAUAUUUACAUGUGGUGGUGUAUUUAAGUUUAAGUACAUCACAUCAAGUUUGGGCUCUUAAAAAAAAUAGUGAUUGACAUCGAGCCAAAGAUCGGAUGUUUUAUAAUUAAAGUUUUACAUCUCGUAUGGGCUGAGAUAGAACAUCCAGACAAUACAAUUCUAUCUGUAGCCUUGAUAGACACGUGAGAUUAGGAAAUGAUUUUUUUUCUACGUUGACCAAGUUUAGAUCUUUUGUUUACAGUUGGGUCUAUUCAUUAACAUAAUAUUUAUCUGAUACCAAAGUUUUAUCACAUGUUUAUGAAUAAGUAUUAGGAUACUAUUUUUAUCUGAUUACUAGUUAGAGUGAGAAAGUUUGAAAUUCAGUACAAUCAAGUCAUGAAUCAUUAUCUUGUGUGUGGGAUAUUAUUGCACCUCAUUUUCUUAAGUGAAAUAAAUAAAAAUAAAAAUUAUUUUCACUUCCGAUUUAUUGGUCAAGAAAUAUAUUGCAUUAUUACUGGAGCAUUUAGGUUUGCCUGGAAUUGUUCCAACACCCAAUUUUAUGCUUUUUGAAAAUUCACAUAAGUCUUGUGUUAUUCUUAUGGCUAAUGUAAUCUUUGUAAAUACAUAUUAUUGAUAUAUGAUAGUCUAUAUUAAUGGCCAAAUUGGCAUGUUGCCAUUUGAUACGCACAGUAGAAGGUCACACUCAUCAUAUUUAUUGACCAUAUCUAUCUGUAGUAAGGCAGGUCAAAUCUUUUUGUAGUAAGACAGGUCAAAUAUGUCUGUGGUAAGAUGGGUCAAAUCGGUCUGUUGUAAGGCAGGUCAAAUAUGUCUGUAGUAAGACAGGUCAAAUCUGUCUGUUGUAAGGCAGGUCAAAUCUGUCUGUAGUAAGACAGGUCAAAUAUGUCUGUAGUUAGAUGGGUCAAAUCUGUCUGUUGUAAGGCAGGUCAAAUCUGUCUGUUGUAAGGCAGGUAAAAUCUGUCUGUAGUAAGGCAGGUCAAAUCUGUCUGUUGUAAGGCAGGUCAAAUCUGUAUGUAGUAAGGCAGGUAAAAUCUAUCUGUUGUAAGGCAGGUUAAAUCUGUCUGUAGUGAGACAGUUAAAAUCUGUCUGUAGUAAGGCAGGUCAAAUAUGUCUGUAGUAAGGCAGGUAAAAUCUGUCUGUAGUAAGGCAGGUCAAAUCUGUCUGUUGUAAGGCAGGUCAAAUCUGUCUGUUGUAAGGCAGGUCAAAUCUGUCUGUUGUAAGGCAGGUCAAAUAUGUCUGUAGUAAGGCAGGUAAAAUCUGUCUGUAGUAAGGCAGGUAAAAUCUGUCUGUAGUAAGACAGGUAAAAUCUGUCUGUUGUAAGGCAGGUCAAAUCUGUCUGUAGUAAGGCAGGUCAAAUCUAUCUGUUGUAAGGCAGGUUAAAUCUGUCUGUAGUGAGACAGUUAAAAUCUGUCUGUAGUAAGGCAGGUCAAAUCUGUCUGUAGUAAGGCAGGUAAAAUCUGUCUGUAGUAAGGCAGGUAAAAUCUGUCUGUUGUAAGGCAGGUAAAAUCUGUCUGUUGUAAGGCAGGUAAAAUCUGUCUGUAGUAAGGCAGGUCAAAUCUGUCUGUGGUAAGGCAGGUCAAAUCUGUCUGUAGUAAGGCAGGUCAAAUCUGUCUGUGGUAAGGCAGGUCAAAUCUGUCUGUAGUUCAGUCUAUAUGAAAAGUGAGAAUAAUUGUCCAACAUUGCUACUGUGGAUACACCGCUACAAAUAUUGUUUGGCGAUGAUGAGCUAUCUUUUAGUUGAUGCCCUAACCCAACUGACCAUGCCUCAUACCCCAAACCUGACAGACCUCCUCCCAUAAAACAGAAUGUGCUAGAUUGAAGUAAAUUUUAAAGAUACGAUUAUUUUUUAAAUAAUUUUUUCAUGAUGUCUCUUUGAAAGUUAUCCUUUGGUAUUUAUUUUAAUUGCUCUAGGUUCCUGUCUAUGUGGCAGCACCAAUUGCUCUGCUGUGGUUUUCCAUAACUUGCUGGAGCCGAUUGUACCUGGGCGUACAUUCAAUUCUGGUAGGUCUUAAUUCAUUGCAGCACAUUGAAAGUAGCUGUGGUUGGCCAUCAGGGACUACAGUCUCUUGUCAAUUCUUAGUUAAGGUGGAGAUAAAAGGAUCAAGUCCCAGGUCUCAUGGCUUCUUCUCUUUCACUGCUUUUUACCAACCCAUCUUAACAUUUAUUUUUUAUAAAACGUGUAUGUGUCUCUACCUCCCCUCUACCGUCAAUAUAAUUCUCUAGUGUCCAAUUUAAAAAAAAAUCUGUAGUGGAAAAUCCUGUCUACAAUGUGGGCUUAUCCUACAGCUUUAGAAUUCCUUUUUAAAGAAAUGAAGAAGAAAAAAGACAUUAAAGUUUUCAAAGAAAAAUGAUUAAAUAUAAAUUUGUGGUUUGCAAAAGUAGGAAACAAACUGAGAUUUAAAGAUCAAUCCUAACUUUGUAACACUUCUAAUCAAAAGGUUUGAUUAAAGCAACUUAAGUAAUUAUUAAAAAGGUAACCACAAUAUACUUUAAAUUAUUUGUUAAAAUUGCAUUGGCCCAACAUUUUUUGUUCAACAUAAAAUUUUCUAUUUACAUUUUAAGUGAUUUAAGAUAAUUCUAAAGGUUUGCACCACAAGGCCUAGUUGCCAGCGAUUGGUCUAAAGGCCUACUUGCCAGCAAUUGGUCUAAAGGCCUAGUUGCCAGCUAUUGGUCUAAAGUUCAUACUAUCCUAAUCUAAGGUGAAUACUAUCUGGUAGAGAUAUCCCAGUUUCUAAGAACAUCCAUCCCUGUGUCGCUACACCCCAUGUAAGGCUUUGGCCUGCCUCGCUAUUUCCUUCCACUCAGACAUAAUUAAAGCAUUUUUUUUUUCCAUGCUUGGAUUUCCAGCUGCUGUAGUUCUUUUUCCCACAUCAUCCAUCCAUCUAAGUCUAUGUCUGCCUUUGAGCCGUUUUCCUCUGGGGUUUUGGUGGUGUACCCUCUUCACUCCUCCAUCAUUUGAAAUUCUUUCUAUCCUUUUUUAUUUCUGGUACUAGGGUGGGAUCCUGAUAUAGACUGUACUAUUCCUGGUUGGUAUUCUCCAUCCAUAAUCAUCCUUUGUUAAUCCAUUUAUUCUCCGGAGAACUUUUCUCUUCCAUUUAAUAUAUUUUAUGCCAAUUUUGUUAGGGUUUAAGUUUCACUUGUGUAUGUUACAACUGGUCUGAUUACAGUUUUGUAAAUAUUAAAGUUUUCUUUGUUUUUUGUGUAAUGUUUUUACUUUUGAGUAUUUUGUGCCUACUAAUAUACUAAAGUAUGCUGUGUUUCCGGCUGAUAUUUGAUGGAUUUACUUUUCCAAAAAUCUGGUCUCUAAUUUUAAUGGCUUCAUCUAUCUGUUCUUCUCUUAUCAUAGUCAUGUAUUUUGUUUUGUGGUUAAUAACUUCCAGCCUUGCUUGUAGUGAUGUGUCUUCUAAUUCAAUAAUGGCUUUUGAUAUGUCUUUAAUACUUUCCCCUAGCAGUGCUGUGUCAUCAGCAAAUGCAAGAUACUCAAGAGGUUGAUUGUAGAGUGUCCCAUUGGUUGAGGGUCUUGGGUUUCCUUCAGAAAGUAUCCUGUUAUUGUUCCUCGGGUGUCAAUAUGUAUGCUUCUUAUAACUCUCUCUGUUAGGUUAAAUAACACACAAGACGGCGAGUCUCCUUGUCUUAGACCUCCUCUAAUCCGAAGUUUCUAAGAACACUAAGUAUAUUAAUAUUAUCUAUUAUUUGAAAAUAUUUUCAAGAUACCUUAAUCAAUCCAUUUUUUUUGUUGCUGCAAUUUUUCAGGACCUCUUGGCUGGUUUUGUGUAUGCGUUGCUCAUUUUCUUCUCCUUCAUGAAGUAUGUGGAGGGUUAUGAUCUGUAUCAGCAGACCCACCUCAUCGCUGCUCCUGUCGUCUUGCUCACAUCCCUGGCACUGUGCACGGUUUGCUACCCAAGCACCUACAAGAGCUCUUGUAAAGGUGACGCCGUGCAGAUUGUGGCGGCUCUGGCCGGUGUCGGCUUGGGCCAGUGGAUGAACUACCAGCUUGGAUUCUCCCAAGAGUCUGACUCCACUGGUCCGUAUGCCAUCAUGUUUCCAACCUGGGGUUGGGUGGGUAUGGCUUUGCUUAGAUUUGUGAGCGGAGUGUUUAUCAUUUUUUUAAUGCAAACUUUUGCAAGAUUCUUAUCCAUCAGGUUUUUUUCCUAUGUCUAUGGGCUGGACAAACCAGACAAAACAUUUCCAGGUGUCAUGACUGCAUACAAGUUUACGACCUACUGUUUUGUGGGAUCUGGAAUAACAUUUUUCAUUCCCAUCAUUCAUUUGUAUUUUGGAAUUCAUAGACCAUCUAUAUUUUUGGAAGUUACAAGUUAGAUUAUCAGAAUUUUUUUUAUUACAAAGAAGUAGCCUUUUCUUCCAUAAAAUUUCAGUCUUAAAAAAUCAGUUUUUCAAUUUUCAAAUUAGUGACAGAAAAUGGUUAAAAAUAGUUAUAAUUCACAUGUCACAAUGAACCCACAUAUAUAUAUAAUAUAAAUAUAUCCUGAAUAUCAAAAUUUUUUCCUUUUCUUAUUAAUGCAUCAGCAAAGAAUGAAUCUUUAGAGUUAAAGUUAGCAAAACAAUAAAACUUUUAGUAGUCAUAUUUCAUAAGAUUCGAUGACCUGGUUCCAUUUAAUAAAAUUGGCAUUUUAGUAAUUAAAAUAGUUUAAUAUGACUUACAAAAUUUCAACUUUCUAGGAUUGGGAAAAUGGGUAAAAAUUGUACUCAAUUAGAUUUAAAA